This is a messenger RNA of Saitoella complicata NRRL Y-17804, 999 nucleotides long. RefSeq lists its product as uncharacterized. The coding region runs from base 324 to 830 and encodes 168 amino acids. The transcript has a single exon. The record is from RefSeq and is a predicted model, not a curated record. NCBI's taxonomy places the organism in Eukaryota, Fungi, Ascomycota, Saitoellomycetes, Saitoellales, Saitoellaceae.
CAGGGGUGGUGCGUCUUACAUUGGAGAAGAGGGGGAGGGGAAGGGGGAGGAGGAGGGGAGGGGGGAGUGGUUGUUUAGUGGGAUGAGGGUUUUUGCGAGGGGGCAUGGGGUGUGAAGAUAUAGGACGGGUUGAGUGUGGGUUUUGGGUGGAAUGGGAAGUGGCAGCUAUACAGCAGGCCUACGUUGUCGAAUGAGCUCGGCCUGGCACGGAAUAGGGGUACCAGUGCUUAUACGGAACCGGGGACGCUGUGGAGGCUAUAGUUCACUUCGACGAUCCGCCCGCCGGACUUGCACGCACGAACCGAAGGCUGCUGGCACGGAGAAUGGGAAGUGUUGACUUGAACUAUGCUUCAGCAUGCUUUGGACUCAACAGCUUCGAGAAGUCCUUGCUCAAGCACCUUGGAUAUAGGUCAAUUAGCCUUCAACUUGGCGUAACAUACCGAUCCAAAACCUGCUCUAACAAAACCCGUCCAAAACACAUCUCCUUCCUCGCCACAUCAUUCAACGCCUCCCAAGGCUCCAACCACAUAAAACUGUCUUUCCACACCGCAGCCCACCACACCGACGCACUCCACGCCAUAAAGAGCGCAUACACACACACCAGCCCGAUCGUAACCCACUCCACUUCGUUCAUUCCGUCCCUCGUGAAUGGUUUUCGUAGGCCCCGGGUCAGGGAGAUGAUGAUUGUGCCCCAAGGGUUGAGAAGUGUGAAUCCGGUCCAAGCGCGUAUGUUCAAUAACCAACUCACACUAUGCAACCACGGACUCACCAUCCCCCUCCCCACAUCUCUCCCCGGCAUCGGUAUCCUCUCAUACGGCGCAAACGCAUAGAACAACAUCGCGCUCACAUUCGACGUAUGCGCCCCCACCAAAACAUGCGUCCCCCCCAACAACAACACGAGAUUGAUGGCUUCGAGGAAGGAGAAGGAGAGGAGGUGGUGUAUUGCGUUUGUGGUUAGGAGGGUUAGGGGACGGGAGAUUGUUGAGGGGAGGAUUGAGG